Messenger RNA from Prunus persica (peach), 3167 nucleotides. Its product is annotated as rab3 GTPase-activating protein catalytic subunit. Bases 182 to 3037 code for a protein of 951 amino acids. The transcript has 22 exons. The record is from RefSeq and is a predicted model, not a curated record. Lineage: Eukaryota; Viridiplantae; Streptophyta; Magnoliopsida; Rosales; Rosaceae. Gene Ontology annotation, biological process: positive regulation of GTPase activity. Gene Ontology annotation, molecular function: GTPase activator activity.
UUUGCAUAAAGGUACAACAGUGAGAAGCAGGAGAAGUCCCUUUGAUUCCCGCACUUUACAGAUCUUAAUCGUAUUUCUUCAUCUACAGAACAGAUCUAAAUCCAAUUGAUCGUCGAUUUCGUUAAACCAAACGACGUCGUAUAUUCAAUCCGAAUUACACAUUUUCUUCUACUUUCUGUACAUGGCGUCUUCCAGCAGGAUGGAAUCUGACGGAGACGAUGAAGCUGAAGCUGAAGAGGAAGAGGUUGAACAUUUUGAUGAUUUCACUCUGGCCUCUUCAUGGGAAAGGUUCAUUUCUGACAUAGAAGCUGUUUGUCGGCAAUGGAUGGCAGACGGUCCAAAAAAUCUGUUGAAAAAGGAUGCCAGGGAAGUUUCAGAGGAUUUAUAUAAGGUCAAGUCGGAGUUGAAGUUUUCAGCAAAGAAUUAUUGUAUGGAAUACUACUUCGGAAACAAAAAUGAAGGCAAAGUUAUUGAUUGGAAUUCCACAUUGCAUGAUUUGCAGUUGUGUUUUGGGGUCAAAGAAUUUUUGGUAAUUGCUCCUCAAAGUGCCAGCGGCGUGGUUCUUGACGCACCUGAGGCUAGCAAGCUUUUAAGUGCAGUUGCAAUUGCUUUAUCGAAUUGUUCAUGUUUGUGGCCAGCGUUUGUUCCAGUACAUGUACCUUCUAGGAAAGCUUACAUUGGAAUCCAAAAUAUGGGAACAGUUUUUACAAGAAGAUUUGAGGCUGAUCAUAUUGGUAGCCAGGUUCCGGUAAAACUCAUGCAUUUGGAAGGAUUGUAUGAGUUGUUUGUUUCAAAAUUUGCCUACUCCACAUUGGACUUUUCUAUGCAUCUUUUCAAAGUCCAUUUUACUAUGAAGCUAACCUACAGAUCCCUUCCUCAUGAUGAUGAUGUUCAAGGAGAUGAUCCAAAUGUUACUGAAUCUGAAAUAGAUCUUGGUGGUGACACUCACAAUAGAACACAGUGGGAUGAUGAUUGUCCAUGGAGUGAGUGGUAUUCUGCUGAAGACCCUAUAAAAGGAUUUGAAUUGGUUGCCAUAUGGUCAGAAAAGGUGGUUGAGAGCUCCCUGGAAAUGGCUGAACUGGAAAAUUAUUCGCCCCAUGAAGCUCAAAAUUGGAUAUUAUCUCCAGAUAUGUCUUCAAGUUUAACUGAUUCUUCCAAAGGAAACAGAAUUGGAUUUGCUUCUCAACUGUGCCUUUUGCUUGAGGCAUUGAAUAUGUCCUUUGAGGCUCAGUUUAUGGAAGAUUUUGUGUCAGUUGAAAAUCCAGGCUCCGAUAAUUUGAAAUCCUCAUUGGUUAUACCCCCACCUACAGUUAUUGAUCGUGUGCUUAAGGAACUCUUUCAUGAUGGUGCACGAUUCCCAGAUGUGGCUGCUGCUGAGAAUAAGACCGCUCGAGCUAUUAAAGGCGCACCUCUUGAAUCCCUUUUUGCACAGUUUUGUUUACAUUCUCUUUGGUUUGGAAACUGCAACAUUCGUGCUAUUGCUGUUAUCUGGAUAGAGUUCGUUCGAGAAGUUAGGUGGUGUUGGGAAGAAUCACAACCAUUGCCCCUAAUGCCAACCACUGGUCCAAUUGACCUGUCCACUUGCUUGAUUAACCAGAAACUUCACAUGCUUGCAAUAUGCAUUGAGAGGAAGCGCCAAUUGAAUGAAGACUUUCAAGAUUGUAUUGGAAGCCAGGAUCAUUCAUCUCCUCAAAUCGAGGAAGAUGGUCUAGAUGAGGACAGCUCAAGUAUAAUGCAAACACCUGGUGAAAACUUUGAUGGGAAACGUGACAGCAGCCCUGCAACAUCUGAUGAUUCUCAACACUCUGAAAACAGUGUAUCUAUAGUUAGUACUAAGUCUGAAGAUGCAGAACCUACUAAUCUAAAACCUUCAGAUUGUAUCCGGAGGGGUUCAGCUGGAGUGGCAGGGCCUAUGAUGCUCCUGAAGUCAUAUCAGAGCAUGCAUGCACCAUUCACGCAGGAGGCACCACUUAUGACAGAAGACAUGCAUGAAGAGCGGCUCCAUGCUGUUGAAGCCUUUGGCGACUCAUAUAACUUUUCUGCUCAGUUGGAGAAAGAGAUCUUAGCUUCAGACAUGUCAGCAUUUAAAGCAGCAAAUCCAGAUUCUGUUUUUGAAGAUUUUAUUCGAUGGCAUUCUCCUGGAGAUUGGGAGAGUGAUGACACAAAAGAGACUGGAUCAUCCAAGAGCCCUGCAAUAGAGGGUUCAAAAGCUGACUGGCCUCCUCAAGGACGGCUUUCAAAGAGAAUGUCUGAGCAUGGCAAUUUAUGGCGAAAAAUUUGGAAUGAUGCACCGGCGUUGCCAGCUUCUGAGCAAAAGCCAGUUAUGGAUCCAAACAGAGAAGGAGAAAAGAUCCUUCAUUACCUGGAAACGGUACGGCCGCAUCAGUUGCUCGAGCAAAUGGUUUGUACUGCCUUCAGAGCAUCAGCAAGUACUUUAAACCAGACUAGUUAUGGAGGCUUGAAGCAGAUGGCAACCAAAAUGGAUCAACUUUACAUUACUAUGACAUCUGCAUUGAGGCCUUUGCAAGCAAAUCCUCUAUCGCCUGGCAGUGAGACUAUUGAAGACAUAAGACGGCUGUGUGGUGUUUUUGAACAUGUUGAGAAGCUACUUGCUAUUGCAGCUUCUCUUCAUCGUAAGUUCUUGCAAGCCCCACGCCUCUCCGAAGCAAUAUUUUCUGACUGCUGCAGCUUUUAUUUUCCUAGAAUGGGAACAAGCUCCUCAGGAGACAACGCUCAAAAGGAGUUUGACAAGAAGCAACCAGUAAGGGCGCACGAAAGACUGGUUGUGUCAAAUAUGUUUACACCUCCCACUGCUAACCAGUCAUGGAGAAAAGUUUUGAGCUUGGGUAAUCUUCUCAACGGCCACGAACCAAUCUUGAGGGAGAUAAUAUUUUCCAAGCGUGAUAAAAUCAGUGGGAAUCACUAUGCCGCCCGUACUCCCACAAUUUAUCAAGAAGAAGUAGAAACAUAUAGAAUGUAUACAUGUGGAACCUCAAAUGACCUUCGUGUAGCUCUUUCCGUCGUUUCAUGUGAUUAAUAAUGUUUUCAGGAUAUUGUACAGUAGUUAAUAAUAUUCAUUCUUUAUGAAAUUUUAUUCCAGUCAUUUCUUCAUAGAGAUGGUUUUGGCUUCUUGAUUUGGAAAUCCCGUAGAAAUGAAACUCUUUUUU